CACCUUAGCGUCCGCACCCGCCCACCACAUCCACAUCUGCCACCCCAGCCCACCGCCACCCACCAGACCGGUCCGGGAACUGACGGGACAGCACAGGACAGGACAGCAGCGUUCCUCCUUCAGACGGGAUGGGCCCCCUGCUUCUGCUCACCUCCACGCUCCUGUCCAGCUACCUCCAUCCAUGGAGAGUGGUGGACGCACAGAAAUCUUUCACAAUAAGAGGCAUCACCCUGUCCGUUGAGCCCAGUACUGACGUGACCCGGGACACCAACGUGACUAUCAGAUGUCAGGCCAUUGUGAGCAGCUCAGGACACCAGCCUCUGAGUCGGGAGUACACCAUCUACAAAGACGGCAUCGUAGUCUACACCAAGACCUCCAGCAGCUCUGAAGAUUUCCUGUACCAGCUGUACAACGCCAGAGUGUCCAACACAGGCAAAUAUAUGUGUAAAGUCACCAUCGAGGGAGAGCAGAGGCAAAGCGAAACCAAAAAACUCACAGUAACAGGUUUGUCGCCUCCACAUCUGCACAUCAAUAAUGGUGUGAUCAGUGAAGGGGAGGAGCUGACGGCCAGUUGCACAGCGCCUGGUGAAACUGGAUCUAUCAUCUUCUACUUCUACGAGGGCUCCAAAGAGAAACGUGAAGAGAGAGUCAACACCAACCAUGUGGAGGUCAGCUUUCCCCUCAGCAGCUCGGGCAUCCAUAAACUUUACUGCGUUUACACCAUCCUCAUUACACCAGACUCCAUUUGGUCAGAGAAAAGCAACUCAGUAACAGUGACAGUCAGAGAGCUGCCCAUCACACCAGUGUUGGAGAUUUUCCCACUGCAAGACAUCUAUGAAGGAGAUCGGCUAGAUAUCUUCUGCACCGUCAAAAAUGUUCCACGUAACACUAACAAUCUCGACGUCUACCUGAGCCAAGGGGACCAGCUUCUGAGCAGCGGAAUAACUGAAGCCAACCACAGCAUGACUGCACUGGCAAAGGACUCUGGGGAGUUUGAGUGUAGAUUACAGAUGGGACACGUGGUGAAGCCUGUUUCAAAGAAGGUUUCAGUGACAGAGCUGUUCUCCGUCCCCACCCUCACCAUGUCUCCUGCUGAAGUCUUCCAAAAGGAACCCAUGACGCUCACCUGCAGAAGUGAGAGCUUUGCAUCUGAGAGACUCCGCAGGGAAGAGCUGACCUACUCUCUAGAUCCACCUGAAAGCUUUCUGAUCCCCAGAGGCAACGGAGAAUUUUCUGGCAAAGCCCUGCCGUAUGAGUUCAACUACACCUGCACAGCUCAGGCCAAGGGCAUUGUGAAACACAGCAAAACCCUGACUGUUCAUCCUCGAGUCUCUGUGUCCACUCCAAGGAUCUCUGUGGUGGGUAAGGCGGUCCUGGGACGGCCCUUCCAGAUCCGCUGUGAGUCCGACUUCGGCAGCCUGCCCAUAAACUACACCCUGCUGGAGAACUACGACCCCCUGCACACGGUCAUCGUCAAGCAGCCCGGACAACAGGCUCUGUUCAUAGUGACCUUCAGGCACCCCGGAAAAACGAGCAAGUACAUGUGUGAGGCAAAGAACAGUCAUAAAGACGGCAAGCUUAGUGAAACAGUGGACAUCACUGCCAUAGAGCCUUUGUCGCAGCCGCUGUUGACCAUCAUCCCCACAUUGUCAGAAAUCGCAGAAGGAACUAACCUGCUCCUGAUCUGCAGUGUUAAAGGGACACCGCCAGUCACCUUUAAGAUAUACCGCGAUGGCCGAGACCAGCCACUGUUCACAACCAACUCCUACGACAACAACACCAGCUUUGAGAUCCGGGAUCUGUCCAAAGAGGACAGUGGCAAAUAUUACUUUGAGGCCUUCAACCCCGCCAACAACGUCAUCAGCAGUGAGCAUAUCCAUGUGGAAGUGCAACUGGCCAUGUGGAAGAAGGUGGUGAUCGGGGGCUUCUGUCUGCUGGCUGUGUCGGUCCUGGUGGUGGUGCUCGCACUUUUCUUCAAAUCCAAGAGAGGUAAAAGAGAAGCAGCUGCUGAAUUGUCAGUAAAGCCUUCGAGCCCUAAAUCAGAUGACUCUUUAACAGUGAAUCUAACCCACGACACAGAGGUUUAUAACGCAGCCACAGACGCAGUGCUGCGCUAUGACGGCAUGGAGGGGAGAGUGACCAAUGGGACGCGAGCUAGCAUGGCGUCACUUCCUGCUGACGUCAGCAACAGGAGCAGCUACAGUAUCCCAGCAACAGUGUAGAGACCAGCUCACAGUAGGAGGGACUCAAAUUCAGUUUGUACAAAACCCACUAAAUGGUUUAAGAAAAAGAAACACUAAAAACAAAAAGACUGAAACUAAAAUGGAACUGAUUUGAAUCCUGUUUGGGAUGGCAGUGUUUCAGGAUCUGGACAUUUUCAGGACUGAUGACUUUUCUUAUGUUAAAAAGGAGGGGGAUGUUAUGACCAGGAUGGUGACCCCGCUGCUCCCUCUCCCCUCCUCCUGCAGUCUAGGUGUCGUUUGAUCCUUUCAUUCCUCAUAUUGCAGCCUUUGUUCUGUGUUUCGGUGUGAUUGCAUGUCUUGUUCUAGUUGCAGCUGCUGUGUAUGUCUAAUGUGCAUGCUUAAACUGACUUGGUCCAAUUGUAUAUACAUUUAAUCACAGGAAGUGUGUGUAUAUAUUUUUGGUUGAUCCCUCUGAUUGAAAGAGACACUUGUAGAAUAAAGAUGUUGGUUUUAUUUUA
Messenger RNA from Sphaeramia orbicularis (orbiculate cardinalfish), 2701 nucleotides. It is a transcript of the gene pecam1b, whose product is annotated as platelet and endothelial cell adhesion molecule 1b. The record is from RefSeq and is a predicted model, not a curated record. Gene Ontology annotation, cellular component: external side of plasma membrane. The coding region runs from base 129 to 2222 and encodes 697 amino acids. The transcript is spliced from 12 exons. Gene Ontology annotation, molecular function: transmembrane signaling receptor activity. Gene Ontology annotation, biological process: cell surface receptor signaling pathway; immune response. NCBI's taxonomy places the organism in Eukaryota, Metazoa, Chordata, Actinopteri, Kurtiformes, Apogonidae.